Molecule: messenger RNA, 5199 nt
Organism: Durusdinium trenchii
Lineage: Eukaryota; Dinophyceae; Suessiales; Symbiodiniaceae
Source: the annotation of a GenBank genome assembly
AUGGCGAAUGAGAAGAAGAUCUCAUGGCGCCCACCAACCCCGCACGCCGAUGGAGUUGAUCCCAAGACAGGCUUGAUGCCUUGGGUUGAGACAAAGGGUUCAGGGAAAGCUGCAGCUGUCGCAAAAGCGAUGGCCAUGCGGCUUCAGAAAGGGAAAGGGAAGGGCAUGGAAGGUCUUCAAGCGAUCAAUGAUCAGCUGAGGACACAGCCCACGUGGAAUUACACUGGCGAGAAGCCAGCUGCUGCCACACCAAAGAAGAAAACAAACAAAAGGAAGGAAGCACCAGAUCUAACAGCAGAGGCAUAUGAAGAGAAGAACCAGAGGAAGGCUCAGCAGGCCAAAGACAGGAAUACUCAUAUGUCAGAUGGAACGCACGACGGAGAAGACACACCAGAAGAUGCAACAGGUGCUGGGGAAGAACGUACAGCAGAAGAUGGAGAAGACACAGCAGAAGCCAAAGAAGAGAUGCAGAAGAUGGAUAAGAAGGAUAGGAAAGACAAGAAGAAACAUAAGGAUGGAGACAACGCCCCAGCAGCCAAGGAAGAGACAGAAGUUCAAGAAGAGACAACAAAGACUAAGAAGCAAAAGAAACAGACGGCAGAGGCAGAAGAGACGACAGAAGAGAGGAAGAAGGACAAGAAAGCCAAGAAGAAGCAGAAGGAUGAAGAAGGCACACCAGAAGCAAACGAAGAGACAGAAGUUCCAGAAAAGACAGCAAAGGCUAAGAAGCAAAAGAAAACGACAGAGCCAGAAGAGGCGGUAGAAGAGACGGCAGAAGAGAGGAAGAAGGACAGGAAAGACAAGAAGAAACAUAAGGACGAAGAAGGCACACCAGAAGCAAACGAAGAGACAGAAGUUCCAGAACAGACAACAAAGGCUAAGAAGCAAAAGAAAACGGCAGAGGUAGAAGAGAUGGAAGAAGAGAGGAAGAAGGACAGGAAAGACAAGAAGAAGCAUAAGGAUGAAGAAGGCGCACCAGAAGCCAACGAAGAGACAGAAGUUCCAGAAGAGACAACAAAGGCUAAGAAGCACAAGAAAAAGGCAGACACAGAAGAAGGACCCUGGACAGCGCCCAACCCAAGUUGGCUGUCAAGUGACAUUGAAGGACUCUUCCGGCCGCAACUUCCAGGCGCCAUCCUCACCUUAUUUGCGAGUCAUGCAAGCUGCUUCGUUUGGACUCAGGCUGGUGUGGUUGAAAAGUACUUGGCGUGCAAGGGACAGGAUGCAAAGCGCUUUCAGAAACCAGAGAAGCCAAAGAAGGAGAAGACUGUGGAAGAACAGCAGAAGGCGGCGAUUCAAAAGACCAUCAAAGAGUUGGAGGACUUGGUGUUCGCCAAGAAGUCUGCUGCUGAAGUCAAUGAAGUGAUUUCCAAAAAGAAAUCCAAAGUCGCUGCACUUCCCUCAGUGGUUUUUGUGUCACCGAGUGUGCCUGAAGAACCUGAGCCCAUCAAAGUUGUGGACGACGAUGCACCGGAAACCGAACUCGAUGGAGAUGAAGGCGUGAUCGACCUGGAUGGUGAAGCUUUACACCUUGAGUGGGAUGAAGAUCUGGGGCAAUGGAUUGACCCAUUGGAUUUGGCGGUGGCAGUCCAAAAGGAGGUCAUCGACGACAUGGUGGACUCCCUGUUGAAAAAGUUUGCCAGUGGAGGGGCCCUGCUCAAUGACAUCCAGGAGACCGUCAUGAACCUGGCCAAGUUGAACCAUGAUCUUGUCCCGUCGGAGAUUUUGGACUUGGCCCACCGUUUCCAAUGCGGCGGUGGAUGGGGCUUGGAGCGGGCUAUUGUAAAAUAUUGGCAAGAGAAUCAAGACCUGCGAGCUGCCUUCCCAGAGAUUCAGGAUCCUACCGGCAUCGUCAUUGCUGCUACCUAUGUGAUGCCAUUGCCUAUGUUGGAGGACAAGACAAACAAGUACCCAGCCAUCGGCCAAAAGAAAAUCAAUGGGGCGGCCAGCCGCAUGAUGAUUUUCUUUAUGGCUUUGAUUUCGAUGGAAGUCGAAAACCGGAAUCCCAACGAGGUGAACAGGACCAAGAUCAGCGACAACAUGAACCGCUUUGGCGACUGGAAGAGUUGGAAGAAAGAGCUGGCCUCACUGGGGCGCAUGCCGCUGACGGCGGUGGAGAUGCGACGGUAUGUGGAUGCUGUGAAGGCCCACAAGAAGGAUGUGAAAGAAUGGGAGCAGCGUAUGACCUCCAAGGAGAUCGUGAAUGCUCGAUGCAAUGCUGAAGCCUGGCCAGUACCAUCCGAUCUCAAUUUGGAGGCUUGGCUGGAUCAGCUGGUGGAAGAGCAACGACCCUUGCGGUGUGUCAACGCCGAGGUGCAGGUGAAGUCCAUCAGGAUGGAAGUCCUACAGGCGACAGAGACGCCAGGCACUGGGUGCAACUUGCACUUGGAGGAUCUGACACUGGGCGCCGCAACCUUGGAUCCCAGUGAGCAGAUCUCAAGGGACCCGACCGAUGCCUUCCUUUUGAAAGCUGCAGACGAGGGGAAGAGAAAGAUGGAGGCGAGGCUUCAGCUGGGAACGAUGCAAAUGGACUGUGAAGCACCUGGAAGUCAGGCGGCCUCAGUGUUGAGACCCUGUCGUGUUGAGAUGAGCGUCGCCCAGUAUGACAACAGCACGGGGGGGAGGGAGAUCCGCGUGAGGCUCCUGACCCAGGCGGUGGACGAGACGGGUUUGACGGCGACAGUCUCGAGUCGCAUGGCCUUGCGCUUGCAGCGUGCCUGGCAAGGACUCAAGGCCGCCAGGGAGAUUCCGGUCGGAACUUCCGUGGCCAGUGUGAAGAGGGAUUCGAGCUCAAAGAAGGCUCGAACAGCAAACUCGCACUUUGACCAGAUCCGGAUCCUUUUUGAUCGUUUGGACGCGGAUCACAGCGGUAUGUUGGAGAAGAAGGAGCUUCAUGAGCUCUUGGAGAGUAUCUAUGGCAGGUUCAUGACUCCCAAGGAGAUCAAGAUCGCCGCAGAUCAACUGCUACACAUCAUUUCGAAGGGUAAGGAGCUGGUGAGCUUCGAAGAACUUCAAGAGUUUUUCUCCAGGGACAGAGGCGAACGGGCUCAUAAGGGGCAGGUGGUCUUAUGCCUGAAUGAGCUGACCAAGCCCGUCUCCAAACCGAAAGUGAAGGACAUUUGGAAUGAAUUGAAGAAGUCCAUUGACGAGAGCAAGUCCUACAACAGUAGCACGAUUUCUGCAAGCACGUUGCAGCUCUACUGGGUACGGACGCUGGAGAACUACAAUGAAGCGAAGAAGUUGUGGAAGGAACUUUGGAAGGAUUGUCUUGGAGUGUCCUUGGAGCCUCGCUUUCAACAAUGGGUCUUGCGAGGUGAAACUCCGGCCAUCGAUAUGUGGAGCGAUCCAGCCAUGUCCACGAGAAUGCUCUCGUGGUCGAAGGAAGACCCAGAGACCACCGUGCACCUGGACAUCGCCAUGGAUGGCUUGUCGGUGAGGCUGGCGGAUACUCAACAUGCCAGCUCUGUGCCUCGUGCCAAACUGGACCUCAAGGAUGUGUACCUGAAGGGCGGCAUUCGUCGCGGGAGCUCGGGCAUUGCAGCCUUGGAGUCUGGUUUGAAGGGAUCCUUGCAACUGAGUGCUGAGUAUUGGAAUCAAAGCCUCGGCAUCACCGAGCCCUUCGUGGAGCCCUGGCGAUUGCAACUCUCUGCCUCGCCCCACUUGCUUUGUCUUCGAGCUGAAGAGCAUUUAGUGCUAAACCUGACGCCUCCCUUGAUCCAAGCCUUGUCAGUGGCAUCGAAUUCCCUGGCGGACGCCAAGGACGAAGGUGUCGAGUUGCGACACACGGAGACGCCGGUGGCCGUUUGGGUCUAUAACUGCACCUUGUGCGAUGUGCGGGUAGCAGUGCGAAACCCUGAGGGGGAGCGAAGUGCUCCCGUCUCCAUCUCCCGCUGGGCUUACCAAGAGCCAGUGGCUUUAGAGCUCGCCACCAAGAGUGCUCCGUUGAGUGUGGGCACCAGCAGUGGCUGGGUCUUGGAAAUGGAGAUGGAGCUUCGUGGCGGCUGGUGGGUUCGACAAGAACUUCCCUUCAGCACCACUGGACGCAGGAUUCUCCGCGUGGAGCGACAGAACUGGUUGUGCGUCACCUUCUCAGUGGACGCCCGACUACUGGCGCCCAUUGUCUCCCUGAGCGGCAUCGGUUUGCUUGAAAACAUGACCAGCAGUAACUUGACCGUGUGUUUGGGCAAGGACAGCGAGGGCAAGGAGCAAACACUGGAACUCGAACCGUACCAACUUUGGAAUGCUGGCAUCGGUGGUGGCUAUGAGGUCACAUUGCCCUUGGACAAGCAUGGACACUUCAAGGCCAAGUUGCCGACAGAUUCUGACCCUUUGGACGAUAAGGAGAAGCUUUUGGAGCGCUUGGCUGGCUUUCGCUUCGUACUGCUGGCGCACGAGGGACGCAAGAAGAACGAACCAAGGGAUCGAGUGGUGGUGUGCGUGCCGAUGCUGUCGGUCCUGAACGCCUUGCCUUGUGAGUUCGAGUGCUCCGUGAAGAAUGUGAGGAAUGUGCCACACCAGUUCCUGAUGUUGAGUGAUGCCAAGAGCGAUGGCGACCGCACGUGGAGCACCGUGGUGCGCUGUUGCGGCCCACGAACGGACCGGCCAAGCGCUGACUUCCCUGAGCCAGAGCCGCCACAGUCUGGUCGGCAUGAAGCGGUCAUUCAGGAGGCCGACACAGCGGAGGCCCACACACAGUCUUUGACUCCGGGUCAACGCUUGGGCUUCAAAGACGUGGAUCCCGAUUUGCAAGUGGAAGUGGUGGUGCGGAUGGCGGGCUUCACCUAUCGAGCCUUUGUCCCUGCCAAGUGCUUGAAAUCCAAGAAUGCGGUCAUGCGGGCGUGCUCAGACAACGCGCACCUGCACUUCGACCUCUCAGCUCGUAGUCUUUGCCUCAUCGCCGAGGACUCCGCGGCUCCACCGUUGGCCAUGGAUUUGGAGUGGGAGAUGCACGGCGCAGUAUUUUUGGUCUACAGCCGCUACUGGAUCGCAGAUAAGACGGGUUGGAGUUUGGACAUUUGCUCCGCCAACACCGAGGGCAAGAAUCUCGAGUUCACUGAGCAGGCACGCGCCUGCGAAGUGCCCUCCACUGGCGCCUGGAAGGCCUUGGGACUAGAGGAGCUGGACGAGGACUCGAAGGGGCAAAAGCCACAUCUCGCACUCAUGAACCUGCAGUGGGAACAGAUUCAGCUACGCUUGUGA